AUGAGUUCCACUUCUUUGCUUGUAAGCUGGACCUUGACAGAGAAAAAUGGUAUAAUAAUUUUCUAUCAAAUCAGCUACUAUCCUGUUGCAGACGAGUUAAAUAAAUACCUCUUGAACACUACUGAAAGCAGCAUCGCCAUCACUGGACUUACUAUAGGAAUAGAAUACUACAUCAAGGUUCGAGCAGCUACAAAACGUGGUUUAGGACGUAUCAGUAGUAAAAAAGUCACCAUGAAUCAAGCGAGAAACAUUCUUCCAGUAUCCGAUUUUUAUCCAAAGCUUGUGUUAGAGUAUAAAGACUUUUUCGUCAUUGUCUGCGCCUCUUUUCAAAACUCGAAGAGUGYCAGAUUUGUUUUUCUUCUUGAAGAAGCAAACAGCAACCAAGGUGGUGAUGACAGAACAUCGGCURAUGUUACUGUUCCUGUCCUUGCGUCAAUGCUCGCUGUGGCUCUUUUGGUUGUUGCUGUCCUUAUUGUGGUAUAUAUACUGCGAAGAARAGGACUCAUAAUGAGACAAAGCCACUCUGAAGAGAAAGAAAGAAAUGCUCCUGUUUGCAAGGUAUACGACCAAGCAAUUAUUCUUGGUGAUUUCACCGGAGAAACCACUGAUAAUCUUUAUGCUUUCGUCCUUGAUGAAAMCUUAUGGGAAGUACCAAGAAMAAACCUAUCAGUUAUCAAKASACUUGGUAGUGGAAACUUUGGWUGUGUUGAUAAAGCAACGGCUAUUGGGUUGGAGGGAURCCCUGGASAGGUGACAGUUGCUGUGAAGACUCUCAAAMAGAAUGUAGCAGAAAAGGAUAAAGAAGAUUUCUUCACCGAGCUUCGAUUGAUGAUGAGACUUGAACCCCACCCUCAUGUUGUUAAACUAUUAGGGUGCUGCACGAAGUCCGAUGGCCCAAUGUGCAUUAUUCUUGAAUAUUUGCCCUAUGGCGAUCUCCUUGGCUACUUAUGGCGAUCACGUGGUCAUGAAGAUACCUACUGCUCGGGAGAUCUUCGUCCAGAGACAAAGUUGGCAUCACGUGAUUUGUUGAAGUUCGCCUGGAUGAUAGCUGAUGGAAUGAGUUUCUUAGCGAAAAAUAAGUGUGUUCAUCGUGAUCUUGCUGCUCGUAAUGUUCUUGUUGGUGAAAAUAAAAUCUGCAAGAUAUCAGAUCUUGGACUUGCAAGGAGAAUCAGAGAGGACGUCUACUCCAGAUCAAAAGCAGUAAGUGAUUCUCCUUAUCCUAAACACAAUGGGAAAGACAUACCAAGACUGCUGCAACAAGGAUACAGAAUGCCAAAGCCACUCCACCUAUCAGAGAAUUUAUACUCGUUGAUGCUAAAUUGCUGGCAAGACAAACCCGAGGACAGACCUUCUUUUAGAGCAAUAUGUGAUGAAAUCGACACAUACGACAAAAGCACCAAGGAUUAUAUCAACCUUGACGUGUUUGAAGAUGGUUUGUACGUCAACUUCGACAUUCUUUAGUGUCAAAUAGCGGCAACAUGAAGAUUUGAUAGAAUGCUUAGGAUAGUCUUUUGAGAUAUCAUUGUUUCCACGUCGACGUCAAAAAUUAAUAUUACGAACUAUUCAGCAUUGCAACUGUACAUUAUG
Messenger RNA from Exaiptasia diaphana, 1587 nucleotides. Its product is annotated as platelet-derived growth factor receptor beta. Gene Ontology annotation, cellular component: signaling receptor complex. The record is from RefSeq and is a predicted model, not a curated record. Gene Ontology annotation, biological process: multicellular organism development; cell surface receptor protein tyrosine kinase signaling pathway; positive regulation of kinase activity. Gene Ontology annotation, molecular function: transmembrane receptor protein tyrosine kinase activity; protein binding; ATP binding. The transcript is spliced from 10 exons. Lineage: Eukaryota; Metazoa; Cnidaria; Anthozoa; Actiniaria; Aiptasiidae. The coding region runs from base 1 to 1461 and encodes 486 amino acids.